AUGGGCACCGGCAGUACAAGCACUUAUGAUGUGACAUCGUAUGGUGCAAAGGGUGAUGGAGAGACGGAUGACUCCAAUGACUCACCAUCGCUGGACUUGGAAAAUUUGAUGGCCAAGGUUCCAUCUGGUGGCCGAGAGUUGAUGGGUCCAGUCUGCAAUUGCCCAUCGAUGUUACGCUUUCAUGCUUGUAACGGGCUUCGUCUGAGAGGUACAAAACACAUAAACAGCCCAAACAGCCAUAUUCACAUCAAUGGUUGUCAAGAUGUACAAAUCGGACAUCUUCGAAUUUCAGCACCUGCAAAUAGCCCGAAUACUGAUGGAAUCGACAUCAGUUCCUCAUCACAUGUUAUCAUCCAUGACUCUACGAUUCAAACCGGUGAUGACUGUGUGGCUAUUAAUGGUGGCACUUACGAUAUCAAUGUAAGAACCUGGUCAUGGCAUAAGCCAACGGCAGGAGCAGUACAUGUGAGUAAUGUAACGUAUACAAAUAUAUACGGGUCUUCGGCAACGAAGCAAGCAAUUACUUUUGAUUGUAGCGAGAUGGUUAAGUGUACUGGGAUCCGAACCAACAGAGUCCACAUCACUGGAGAAGAAGUUGUUACUUACUGCGCUAAUGCUAAAGGAAAUUUUAUUAAAACCACCCCUCAUAUUACUUGCAAUUAA
Cynara cardunculus var. scolymus (artichoke) is the source of this 663-nucleotide messenger RNA. Its product is annotated as polygalacturonase-2-like. The coding region runs from base 1 to 663 and encodes 220 amino acids. The transcript is spliced from 7 exons. The record is from RefSeq and is a predicted model, not a curated record. Gene Ontology annotation, biological process: carbohydrate metabolic process. Gene Ontology annotation, molecular function: polygalacturonase activity. Lineage: Eukaryota; Viridiplantae; Streptophyta; Magnoliopsida; Asterales; Asteraceae.